This is a messenger RNA of Closterium sp. Yama58-4, 420 nucleotides long. Lineage: Eukaryota; Viridiplantae; Streptophyta; Zygnematophyceae; Desmidiales; Closteriaceae. The record is from the annotation of a GenBank genome assembly.
AUGGGGAGGGAGUGGGAGGAGGAGGAGGAGAAGAAGCUGUACGUGCGGGAGUGGGGCGAUGGGGUUGUGAAGGAAGAGAGGAUAGUUGAAAUCAUUGACCUGGAGGGGGAGGAAACUGAAAACGAGGAGGAUGAGAAGAAAGAGGAGGAGGAGGUGGAGAUAUUGGAGUUGGACGAGAGCGAAGGGGACGAGGUGAAAGAGAGGGGAGGAGUGAUGAAGUCCCAGGGCAGGGGAAGAGAGCGAGGGCCAUGGGGUGGGCGAGUGUGGGGCCUCCGUUUGUGGGGGGGGUGGUGUGCGGUGUGUGGCGCGACGUGUUUGAACGAGAGCAACUACAAGUUCCACCUCAAAGGCAAACGCCACCGCUCCGCCCUCGCUGCCUCCCAUGCUGCCGCUGCUGCUCCUGCUGUGCAUGUACUAUGA